CCUACAAGAGAACUCCCACAAAGCGCGGUGUAAAUUGGAGGAGGAUCUACCGGGGUUCGGGGGGAGGGGGCGGCCAAAAUUCACGGGAAGUUGCAACUGCGCCACUGGAGGUAGUAUCCUCUCUGGACGUGUGUUUCAGUUCAUCCUUUUCAGAUGUUAGUGAAAAAUGAAAAGUGUCAUCGGUGCCUUGAUUGUGUCCCCACUGUGGUUUUUGAUCCGGGUGGAUGUGACGGACGCCGAAAACAUCGGCAAACCAUUCGUAUUUGACAGCGCCAGAUAUUCUGAACCGCUGAGGAAUCCAUUGCACCGCAACUUUUCAACUUUCAUGCUGGCACACAACCAAACACAAGGAAAUCCAAGAACAGUCGAUGCCGGCGAUGACGUCAAAACACGAUCGAUUAAUACUCGGAGUUUGCCGGAAAGUCAAGUGGCCCAGGAUCGCUUCAAUCCCUCGACGUUCGCUCAUCUGAAACACCUGAAAGCAGCCGCACACAACGCCAUCGCUCAGGCCUUACCCCACGAGCCAAGCCCUGAAAGCUUCUUCGCCUCCGGUCAGUUCCAAGUGGACGAUUCAAUCGGUGCUGAUUCCGGCAACAUUUACCUCAACGACCCAUCGGAUGGCCAGUUCGUCAACGUUGGCGCAUCGGGACAGCAGUUCGUCGACAACGGCUUUUCGAGUCAAUCAGACGCGACAUACGCUCAAUUCGACGGUGGAGCCUCGAGCAAUCAGCAAUCAGCUUUAAUCAGCAGUAAUUUUAUCGACGAUCAGUAUGAUUCCCUACAAGAGCCCUCUCAGUUGAACUCCUCGCGGCUCCCAUUGGCCGAUGACUACCCCCCUCCUCGUCCCGGUAGCUCCUACUUGCCCCCACCCCCGGACCCCGCACCCUUAUACCACACUGCGGACCAGUACUUUCCCCCUUAUAUCCCUCCAUCUACAGACUACGUGCCGCCACCACCAUCCCCCAGCGGAAACGGAUCCGUUCCCCCUAAGACAUAUCUGCCCCCAUCCCCCACCUCUAAGCCCGUCGUCGCACCCGCGGGGUAUGCGUAUCCGGUCCCCAUAGCGCUCAAACCAGCACCCUCCACUGCUGCCCCCCUAUAUUUGCCGCCAAAACAGGUUGCUUACGUUUACAAUCCUCCAAAACAGGAAGGAUACUCAUACAACCCUCCACAUCCCUCGCCCCUCCCGGGACCAGCUUAUCUUUACCUCCCUCCUCCUCAGCCGCAGCCACGACCUCCUCCUCCACCGCCCCCUCCCCUCCUCCCUCCAGCCCCUCCACCCACGCCAGCGGACGAGGAAGAGGAUGAAAGAGAGGCUCAGUACUAUUACUAUGGAGUCGGGCGUCAUUUAUGGUACGUGCCUCUGUAUUUCAGCAUUUAUUUCAUUAUCUACGUGGGCUACUUGAUCCUGAGGUCCAUUGCGAGGCACAAAGUCCAACUCCCGGCCAUGUUGCAUGAGGCGGCCGCGGCUAGUGCACGUUUCGAACAGGACGAGUUUUUGGUGAAAAUAUUUCAGAGCCUGUCGGGGGAAAAAUUUAAGUUUCGUCCGAAUAAACAAUAAAACAUCA
This is a messenger RNA of Bemisia tabaci, 1568 nucleotides long. RefSeq lists its product as uncharacterized. The record is from RefSeq and is a predicted model, not a curated record. NCBI's taxonomy places the organism in Eukaryota, Metazoa, Arthropoda, Insecta, Hemiptera, Aleyrodidae.